Penicillium atrosanguineum is the source of this 1308-nucleotide messenger RNA. RefSeq lists its product as uncharacterized. The record is from RefSeq and is a predicted model, not a curated record. The transcript is spliced from 4 exons. NCBI's taxonomy places the organism in Eukaryota, Fungi, Ascomycota, Eurotiomycetes, Eurotiales, Aspergillaceae. The coding region runs from base 1 to 1308 and encodes 435 amino acids.
AUGCGUUAUGAAAACUGGGAUGUUCUCAUCUUUCCCGAGGGCACCAAGGUGCCCGUGCAAGAGUUCAAGACCCAAUGCUUCGUUAUAAGGGAGACGGAAUCCUCUUACCUGCAAAAUGUAUCCACUGGUCAUUCUUAUUAUCCUGUUCAAGGUAAUUAUGGCCAGCUUCCUGUUCUCACCACUUUUAUCCCCAGCAUGACCAAGGACAGCCCCUAUCGCUUCUCUAUACACUCUUGGGAGAAACCUCGUCCGUCUCGUCUCAUCGAGGGCAUGAUGCAGCCAGAUGACUUGCUCAUGUAUGAAGCGCGCGUGUUUGUGGAUCAGCAAUGUGUUGCGGCUGGAUUCUUUUCUCAGCGAACCCAAUGGCCUUAUGUGAUCGUUCUCACAUCGACCGGGAAGGCAAUCAGGAUGCACUCCGUUUUCCUUCUUUCCACCGCGAAAUCUUGGAUCAACGCCACUGGGAUGCAGGCGAUUCAAACGGUCGCAUCCGUCUCGUUAUUGCCGAAGGAUUCUCUCGUCCUCAUCGCUCGCCCCCCCUUUGAGAGAUUCAAAGAUGUCAUCAUGUUCUCUUUCCAACACGCUCCACUCCAUAUACUCGAAUACUCCACUAUCGCCUGGCCCAACCCAUCUAUGUGGGCGCCUUCUCGACCUGCGUUCAAGUAUACCGGUACUUGUGAGCCCAAGGCAGCCGAUGACCAUAGCCACUCUCCCUCCAAGUCUGGACCACGUCUCGCAGCCAUGAGCCUGCCCAGUGUCCCACAAAGUUAUAACCCCUGGGCCCAAACCAGGCCUUUCCCCCUGCCACAGACGUGGAGUGAUCAAGACCCUCGAUACGCCAACGUCAAUCACCGUUUCUCUGAGCCAUUCGCCGAACCAACAUCACUCUUCAACGAGCGUGAGCGUGGAUGGAGCCAGCGUGGCGCCCGAUCCUCUCGUGAAGAUAUCCCCAUGCCUGAUUACUCCAGCAGUUCAGCCAGCAGCCGCGUCAUUUCAAGCGAUACCGGAAACAGCUACGAGCAAGUCCACAUGGACGACGAUCAAUACAACAUGCUGAUUCAGGCGCUCACCCCAACCAAAGCUGGCGGCGUCCGCGCUCCCUCCAACACUCCAUCGGCAACAAUCAACGCAGCAAAGCUCGGCCGAAGUCCCAGUGGGAACAUCAAGAGCAAGAAGGAGGUUUCCAUUCUGGAUGAUACUCAAGAGACACCCAAGAAGUCGACCCAACGGGUUGCCGAGACUGUCAAGGAGAACAGUCGAGAGGUUUCGGGGCAGGAUGAGGAUGCUAUUUCUAUCUCCUCCACGCUGUAG